Molecule: messenger RNA, 935 nt
Organism: Orbicella faveolata
Lineage: Eukaryota; Metazoa; Cnidaria; Anthozoa; Scleractinia; Merulinidae
Product: HMG box-containing protein 1-like
Biological process (GO): regulation of transcription by RNA polymerase II
Cellular component (GO): nucleus
Molecular function (GO): DNA-binding transcription factor activity, RNA polymerase II-specific; RNA binding; protein binding
Source: RefSeq, a predicted model, not a curated record
AUGCUCGUCUCCUUUAAAUCGUGUAACGACCAAACGAGCCUGCAGGCAGAGAUCUUCGCCGACCAUCCAUUCUUUGUCAGGGGAACAGACAGGCCAAGCUGGGCUUCGUUCAAUCCUGCUGCCACUGAAUUGCGUUAUGGGAUAAGCUGUCAUAUGUUACAAAGGGGUGACGUUUGUGUGUUGCCAUGUGACUCAGAUGUUCUUGGACGUUUUAACGGAACACAACGUGAAGGCGACCAAAAAUCGUCUGAAUUCACUGCUAUGGAUUCAACAGCGGCACUUACACUUAGCAGCAUGGCUAAGGAUAAAGAGGAACACAGCCACCGCCGAACCAAGCUUCUGUCAGAGUCUCAUUGUCCUUCAAGCCCAGUGAAAAGAAACAACACAAAUCAGUUUACCAAGAGGCCAAUGAACGCAUUCAUGUUGUUUGCUAAACGCUUUCGAGUGGAAAUAACCCAGGCCCACCCUGGUAAAGAUAACAGGUAAACCCUUAGAGUGCGUAUCAUAUUGACACGUGGGCCUUAAGCCAAUCAGAAGCUAUAACACAGAUUAUACCUGUAAUUGCCUUAAUCAGGAGAGAAUCGAGGAUGCUCUCUUUGUCUUAUUUAUUAAAUUUGAUAAAUUUACAUUUUGUGAAAGGAAGUAUAAGAUAGACCUGUUUUGUGGUUGAGAGAGAGUAUGUUUGUCACAAAAUUGUCAAAAUUGCUAUAGACUUAAAAGAGGGUAAACCAACGUUUAACCUGACUGCAUUUAGACGGGGGAACAAGUCUGUCAGGUGAAUAACUAACUCAAUCAAGACUUUCUUAACCUACAUUAAGUUAAAGGUAGUCUCUCUUUUUGAGCGUUGUGGCCGCCUACUAUCUCUACUUUAGUGUGAUGCGACUAGGAGUGUUUCUACUCCCUCUUGUUUGAGAUGCUAGUCCAUCGCGGGGUUA